AUGAGCCGGAAAGGGCCAAUGUCUAAAGAAACGGAGUCGGACGUUCCGCUUCGUAUAGCCAUCGUCGAAAAGGAUCGGUGUAAACCGAAGAACUGCGGACUGGCGUGUAAACGGUCAUGCCCGGUGAAUCGGCAGGGAAAACAGUGCAUCGUUGUCGAAGCGACAUCAACGAUCAGUCAGAUUUCUGAAGUUUUGUGUAUCGGUUGCGGUAUUUGCGUCAAAAAAUGCCCCUAUGAUGCGAUUAAGAUUAUCAAUUUGCCAUCAAAUUUGGCGAAUGAGACGACGCAUCGUUACUCGCAAAACUCGUUCAAACUUCAUCGUUUGCCAACACCAAGAUGCGGUGAGGUGCUCGGUCUCGUCGGCACCAACGGUAUCGGCAAAUCGACGGCGCUGAAAAUUCUCGCCGGCAAACAGAAGCCGAAUUUGGGAAAUUACGCGAAAGAGCAAGAAUGGACGACGAUCAUCAAUCAUUUUCGCGGCUCCGAACUUCAGAAUUAUUUCACGCGCAUCGUUGAAGACACCCUCAAGUGUGUCAUCAAACCGCAAUACGUCGAUCAGAUUCCGAGAGCCGCGAAAGGACAAGUCGAGGUGAUUCUGAAGAAGAAGCACGAUAACGAGAAUCUUUAUAGUGUCAUUGAUCAAAUGGAGCUUCGAGGCCUUCUUACUCGUACCAUCGAUCAACUCUCCGGCGGUGAGCUUCAGCGAUUCGCGAUUGCGAUGUGCUGCAUUCAGAAGUCGGACGUCUACAUGUUCGAUGAGCCAUCGUCGUAUUUGGAUGUCAAGCAGCGUUUGAAGGCUGCCGCCAUUAUUCGAGAGCGUGUCAGCGAUUCAAACUAUGUGGUUGUUGUUGAGCACGAUCUUGCUGUUCUUGACUACUUGUCCGACUUCAUCUGCUGCUUGUACGGCGUUCCAGGUGUCUAUGGAGUUGUGACCCUUCCAUCCGGUGUCCGAGAAGGAAUCAAUAUGUUCCUCGAUGGUUUCAUUCGUACUGAAAAUAUGCGAUUCCGUGAAUCGAAAUUAUCGUUCAAGUCAUCGGAACUGCAAGAGGAAGUCAAGCGGACUGGAAACAUCACCUAUCCGGCGAUGUCCAAAACACUUGGCAAUUUCAAACUUCACGUUGAAGCCGGCGACUUCUCGGACUCGGAGAUCAUCGUGAUGCUCGGCGAGAACGGAACCGGAAAAACGACGAUGAUCCGAAUGAUGGCCGGUUCGUUGAAGCCGGAAGAUGAGGACACCGAGUUGCCGCACGUCAGCAUCUCGUACAAACCGCAAAAGAUCAGCCCUAAGUCGGAGACGACCGUUCGCUACAUGUUGCACGAGAAGAUUCAGAAUAUGUACACGCAUCCGCAAUUCAAGACCGAUGUCAUGAAUCCGCUUAUGAUGGAGCAAUUGUUGGAUAGAAAUGUUAAAGUCAACGAACUUUCCGGUGGAGAACUCCAACGUGUCGCUUUGGCCCUUUGUCUCGGAAAAACGGCGAGCUUGUAUCUGAUCGACGAGCCGUCGGCGUAUUUGGAUUCCGAGCAGCGUUUGCACGCGGCCAAAGUCAUCAAGAGAUUCAUUAUGCACGCCAAGAAAACGGCGUUCGUCGUCGAGCACGACUUCAUUAUGGCCACUUAUCUAGCGGAUCGCGUUAUUGUUUUUGAAGGACAACCGUCGGUUGAAACCACUGCGUGCAAACCUCAAUCGCUUCUCGAGGGAAUGAACAAAUUCUUGAAAAUGCUCGACAUCACGUUCCGGCGAGAUCAGGAGACGUACCGGCCGCGCAUCAACAAAAAAGAAUCCGUGAAGGAUGUGGAGCAGAAGAAAAGUGGCCAUUUCUUCUUCCUCGAUGAGAAUUAG
This is a messenger RNA of Caenorhabditis bovis, 1839 nucleotides long. The record is from the annotation of a GenBank genome assembly. Lineage: Eukaryota; Metazoa; Nematoda; Chromadorea; Rhabditida; Rhabditidae.